Dermochelys coriacea (leatherback sea turtle) is the source of this 1634-nucleotide messenger RNA. It is a transcript of the gene EXTL2, whose product is annotated as exostosin like glycosyltransferase 2. Bases 393 to 1388 code for a protein of 331 amino acids. The transcript is spliced from 6 exons. Gene Ontology annotation, cellular component: membrane. NCBI's taxonomy places the organism in Eukaryota, Metazoa, Chordata, Testudines, Dermochelyidae. The record is from RefSeq and is a predicted model, not a curated record. Gene Ontology annotation, molecular function: glycosyltransferase activity.
AGGAGUGUUUUCAUCCAGCAGGAAGUACUAUACCACAGAAAGGGAAGGUAGUACGGGCUUGUUCCAGCCCUUCUGCUGAGUCUCUUACCUUGGGAUGAGGAAGGAGGGGUUUUCUAUCAGUGUUGUUGACUUAAAAAUACAACCAGUGCAAGCUGACUGAGUUUACAAAAAAAGUGCAGGCUUCUUAUGUUGGUUAAAAAAUCUCUAUUCUUCCUUAUGCAAAUCAAGGCUUAGACAAAUAAGCUGUCUGGCUCACGGUCUCCAGCAUUCUAGAUGGCAAACUCAUCCAGACUACCUAUCAAAAUAGGGGCCUGUCCAUACAGAAUUGAUUUCACCUAAUCAGCACCAUCUUUUAAAACAAACCAAAAUAUACCCAGUCCAACUUGGCAAAAAUGAGAUGUCAUCACAUAUGUAAGCUACCAGGAAGAGUUAUGGGAGUCCGACUACUUCGCUUCUCUUCUGUGGUGAUCUUUGUCUUACUCCUUGUGGCAGGUGCUUUAAUGGCUUUGCUUCCUAACAUUAAAGAUGACAAAAUGCCCAAUUCGCGAAGGGAACCAAAAUCCCAGAGCCAAUCUGCCUUGGAUUCAUUUACUCUUGUUAUGCAGACAUACAAUAGAACUGACUUAUUGCUGAAACUCUUAAAUCAUUAUCAAGCCAUCCCCCAUCUACACAAAGUAAUUAUUGUGUGGAACAAUGUUGGGGAGAAGAUGCCAGAGGAAAUGUGGAAUUCUUUGGGACCACAUCCUGUACCUGUUGUCUUCAAAGUGCAGAGAAUGAAUCACAUGAGGAACAGACUCCAGAUCUUCCCUGAAUUGGAAACAAAAGCUGUUUUAAUGAUGGAUGACGACACACUGAUUAGUGCCUAUGACCUUGCUUUUGCCUUCUCUGUUUGGCAGCAAUUUCCAGAUCAGAUAGUGGGAUUUGUUCCUAGAAAGCAUGUUUCCACUCCUUCAGGUAUAUACAGUUAUGGCAGCUUUGAAUUGCAGACCCCUGGAUUUGGAAAUGGGGACCAGUACUCCAUGGUUCUCAUCGGAGCAGCAUUCUUCCACAGUGGAUACCUAGAACUCUUUCAAAAGCAGCCCGAUGCUGUUCAUGCUUUGAUAGAUGAAACUCAAAACUGUGAUGAUAUUGUCAUGAAUUUUCUAGUGGCAAAGCAUACCGGAAAGCCUUCAGGAGUGUUUGUGAAACCUGUUGACAUAAGGAAUUUAGAAAAAGAGACUAACAGUGGUUAUUCCGGAAUGUGGCACCGAGCAGAGCACUUGCUACAAAGAUCUUACUGUCUAAACAAAUUGGUUAAUAUUUAUGACAGUAUGCCCUUAAAAUAUUCUAACAUUAUAAUUUCUCAGUUUGGGUUCCCUAAUUAUGCCAAUCACAAGAAUAAAAUGUAAGCAUGUAUAAUAUAUGGGGUAUAUGUUACCCAUAAAACAGUGAAUUCAAGUCAGUGUAAGUUAAAUGCUGAGGGGCCAGAAGAAGACAUACAUUACUCCAGCUUGUCCUCUUUAACACAUAGCCUCUGAAUUUUGCCCACAGUAUUUUCUUUCCCCAAUGUAAGUUAUUGAGAAACUUUAAAGAACAGCAUAUGUGUAAUGUUCACUUAUAAUAAAAUCACCUUUUAUCUCUUAAUAUUUGAGAAA